This is a messenger RNA of Amoebophrya sp. A120, 3178 nucleotides long. Lineage: Eukaryota; Dinophyceae; Syndiniales; Amoebophryaceae. The record is from the annotation of a GenBank genome assembly.
AGCCUCACUCACGCAUGCGAAUGACCUUGAAGCUGGUUAUGCAGGGAAACAGCGGAAAUAACCUUCGAGCUUUUCAUGGAAAGCGCUGCAGAUUAGAGCGUACCGUACUGACUUUUUAAUGAAAAAUAGUGAUUCAAUUUGACUUUUCACCACUUUCACUCAAUGUUGAAGAAGAUGAAGAUGGCGGAUAAUGUAAAAGGCCACAGCCUGGUUGGCCACCUCAAUCAUCUGAAGAACGCUUUCGUCGCAAAGGCGCAGUCUCUUAUUGCGGUCGAGGUGUGGUGCGUCAUUUUUCUUAUUGUGAUUCCGCAGCUGCUAGCGACGAUUUUCUCUGUGAUCAAAUGCAGCGUGCUGCAGGCGUCUUCUGCGGGGAAAACUGCAUUUGGCGGCGGUACAUCACAAAGUAGCAAAGCUGUGGUCCCCGUGCCUGCUGCAGUCUCUGAAGAGGCCGGCUUGGUAACAGUCCUUGUACAUGACGAGCAGGACGAUGUGCUUUUGGGUUCUUCUCGCGAGAUAGUUGGCCAUGCGCUGCAUCCAGAUGAUUCGGUCCCAUCUGCCGGCGUAUCUCAAGCAGAUCGGAGCAGUGCUGGCACUGGGUGUGAGAAGAAAAAAGUGUCCAUCUCGAACGCAGCACUGAAUAAGGAUGACGAACGGCAUGCAGAGCCCGCCUCCGCAGAAAAUAAACGAAGUGAAACGGAAAAGAGCUCCGAUACCGCAAGCGCAGGCGAUUACCGCAUCAAGCCCGAAGAGCUUACGACCCAGAUCGCCUUCGUCUUGAGAAAGCUAGCGGGUGUGCAGACGCCGGAGCGUGCAUGGGAAUUGCUUUACCAGUUAAAACCUGCAAUGAUGAUGCGAAUUGACCCCUGGCGGGAUCUCGACGGGAACAGCGUAGCGAUCGAGGUGUUGCUGCAGCAGUUCGAGUAUCAUUUCAAACAACAAGAGGAAGGGACAGGCACGGUUGCGCAUUCGAUUUGGCAAUAUCUUGCCUUUGAGUCCGACGGAUGGAAGAGGCUCAUUGAGCACGCCGCAGUGCUUGACAAGCAACAGCUCUUGGCGAAAUUGUACGGGUAUCACUGCCUUUUGAAUGCGAACGGCAACGGGGCAUCAUCUGCAGUCACGGAGUUCAGGAAAAUCAUCGGUACAGACUAGGCGCCGAAAAAAGAAUGCGUUUUCAUCCUCUUUCAGUUUUACAUACAUUCAGAUUUAGACUUUUCCUCUGCGAGCAGGCUUUUCUUCAAAUGCGAAAUCUGUCCACCAGAACUUGAUAAACUCAAAACUUGCAGUGGUUGACGCACAAGCCAUUGCCAAGGAAAAGGGCAGCGACGAGCUGCUUGCGAUGCUCCGACGAAUGGAACUAUCCAUGUGCAGCACAGUUGAGGAGGCUAAACCUGUUGUCGAAACACUCCUCGCAUCUUCGCCCAAGGGUCUAUGUGGUAAUUCUGUUGCGAUCGCAUGAUGAAUGCCUUUUCUUAUGCCACAAAUGAAUAGGCGUCACUCAAUUUGUGGGCCUCGCAGCGGGAGGAUCAAAAAAGUGUCGAACACCAAACCUACGUACUUCCGAAAGAAAUCUGUGCUGGUGAAAUGGAUGCCUUUCAAAAAUCCCAUAACAGCUGAGCACGUCCUGCAGUUUGAGUUUUUGGGAGACAUUGCCAUUGAAGCGAUUUUGGAACACCAAGACACUGAAGCAAUCGCACCUCUGAUAAAUGCAGUUGACGAAGAUGGAUGGACACUGCUACACUGGCUCACAUUUCGUGAGCGUUUUCGCGCGGUGACGAAGCUGCUGGGUCUGGCCCUCGGUUGGUUAUUCACUAAAGUCAAUGCGAAAACCACAGAUGGUGUCACGGCCUUUGGUAUGGCGCUCAAGGCAGACAAAGCAGAGCUUGCGCAGGAAAUCUCAAAGAGUCGGGGAUUCCGAUAUACAGAAAACGUCUUGGGUGAGAGUUGGGAAGGCCGUUUGUCCAUCAUCGACCACGUGGCGAAGCACGGAAGCGAACAAACGAAAUUUGUGUUAGAUUUUGCGGCGCUUGCCUCGUGUCAAUCGGAGAAGGAGUGUAAGGACUUUUUUGAUGCCCAUCCGCAGUUCCCAUUUGAAAAGCUUGACUUGGCCAGCGGCUUCGGCCACUAUUUUUCCGAUCGGAAUUAUACGGUCAUUAAGUUCUUGCUAACCGAUCCCGCGGCGACGAACAGGGUUGAUUUUCGAAAGCUCCUGGCAUCUUUGAUAUGCGAAAAACAAAACGACGCUCUCAAGGUGCUCCUGUUCCAUGAGCAGUUUGUGGAUUACAAAGCAAAUUUCAGUGUGACAAAUUACCCGAAGAACAAGCCAUCUAUAAAGUUUUCUGGUAGCUGUCUGCAUUAUGCAAUUUCGAAAAACAAUGUGGAUGCACUGGGCCUCCUUCUGACGCAUCCGGAACGGUGGGACAUUUUGGAGAACAAAGCCGAGGACGGAAAGACCGCAUUGGAAAUGGCAAAGGAGAAGAACAAUCGAGAAAUGAUUUCCCUGCUGCAAGACGAACUCGAUGCACUGGAGAUGAGCAAGCUUUACCAGGACCCAAAUGCUAUCAAGAAGAUGCUGAAAGAGAAAGAGCAGAGGGCCAAGGCGGAAGGGCCGACUUGCGAAAUCUGCCUAGACCGGUCCUGUGAUAUGGUUUUGCCAUGUGGUCACACCCUGUGUGGCGAUUGCUGUGAUUCGAUGCCAAAUAAAGUUUGUCCCAAAUGCCGAAAAGCUUUCGUGAGCCCGACCAGGCUCUUUUUCUAGGAACGAGACUUUGUGCCUUAAUCGCAUGAAUAGACGAGAACAACGACUGGACAUGCGGCUACCAGUUUCGUAUGUACCUUCAAUCAAUUUCGAUCCAAAUCGUUUUUGAAGUCGCAAUCUGCUUCAUGUUGGAACGUGCCUGUAGAAGGAAAGUGGUCGAUUAUGAUAGUGCACGAGAAGAAAGUUCGAUGAACCUGACCUAUUCCGAAGAUAAACACUUCAUUCCGCAUCCGCAGCUGCUCGCUAGAAUAAUCACAGAAAAUAAAAUCCAAGCAUGCUGAAGUUCAAGAACCUAUCACAUUUGUUGAACUUUCAUCGAUUCUCUCAGCACGGCAGCCCAAUCGCUGCUGUUCAAAUGACUCCUGCACGAUGUCGCCGCGUUGCUUUUGGUGCGUAUUCCUGAUCCAUGCUUUUGUAAUCCAC